UGGCUGCACCCAUGGCCCGUGAUGAAGGCAUGAUUGUGUAUACUAACCUAACAUUUUAAUUUUAUACGCUGCUUUUGAUAAAGAAUACAGACAUGGUGCAAAGUAAAAUAUUUGUAAAAAAUCGUGCAUUAGGAUAUGUCAGUAAUCACAUUCCCCUUGUAACAAGAUACAUUCAUUUACGACAUGAAAAUCUUAUAGUGACAUGUAUUGGUAAUGCAUUUCUCACGUAUAGUACUUCACAUUUUGCAUUACUCAGUGUGUCAGGAACACAUCCAGGUGAAAUUACAUGUCUUGCAGCAGAUGCUUGUCGAAUUUAUACUGCAUGUGAGAAUGUUGCUUAUGCUUGGAGGAGAGGAACAGAGUUGAAGCAUAUUUACAAAGGUCAUGAGCAUACAAUACACAGCCUGCUACCUUUUGGGCCACAUUUAAUAUCUGUUGAUGAAAACAGUGAUGUCAAAGUAUGGGAUAUUAAAUCAGAAGAGUUGAUACUAGAGCUUAGCUUCAGCAAUAGUCUUUUUAAAAUAACAGCAUUAAUGCACCCAAACACAUACAUGAACAAAAUUUUGUUUGGAAGUGAGCAGGGUCAGCUGCAGUUAUGGAAUAUAAAAGUUGUAAAAUCAAUUUAUACAUUUAACGGUUGGAACAAACCAGUAACUGUACUUGAACAAGCACCUGCAGUAGAUGUUGUGGCAAUAGGCUUGAAUGAUGGAAGAAUUAUAUUACACAAUUUGAAAUAUGAUGAAACAUUAUUUGAUCUGGUGCAAGACUGGGGUUGUAUAACAUCCAUCACUUUUCGAACUGAUGAGCAUCCAAUUAUGGCAACAGGAAGCAUGAAUGGUCAUAUUGUGUUCUGGAAUUUAGAAGAGCGUAAAGUCGAAAGUCAGCUUCAUAAAGCUCAUUAUGAAGCAGUAACAGGUUUAAAAUACCUUCCUAAUGAACCACUGCUGGUGUCAUCAUCCCCUGAUAAUUCUUUGAAAUUAUGGAUAUUUGAUAUGGCUGAUGGUGCUGGCAGAUUAUUAAGAAUUAGAGAGGCUCAUUCAGAACCUCCUACAUUCAUUCGUUUUUAUGGAGAUGAAGGAAAGACUAUAUUAACAGCUGGCAGUGAUUCUUCCUUGAGAAUAUUUUCCAUGAUUUCAGAAAGAUUGAACUCGAGUUUAGGGAGAGCAUCGUUUAAUAGGAAAGCUGCAAAAAAGAGAGGGAGGGCUGUUGAUGACCCUCUGUUGAUGCCAUUAAUUACUCAGUUUGCUGCCGAAACGACAAGAGAAAAAGAAUGGGAUAACGUCGUAGCAAUACAUUCUGGUUUAGGAACAGUUACCGCAUGGUCUAUCGAUAAAGCAAAAAUGGGCCAAUUUAAGCUGUUCCCAGAAAAGUUUAAGGGCAACCGUAAUGUUACAGCAACGAGUGUGUAUUUAACAAAAUGUGGAAAUUUUGUUGUUAUUGGUUACAAUACUGGUCAUGUAGAAAGAUUUAAUAUACAGUCAGCAAUUCAUAGAGCUAGUUAUGGUAGCGAGAAAGGGGCACACCAGGGUCCUGUAAGAGGAGUAAUGGUGGAUUCUUUAAAUAAAUUUGUUGUAACUGCCGGGAAAGAUACUUAUAUAAAAUUCUGGGAUUUUAAGCCAAUGAAAGGAAAUACAGAACCACUUGCAAAAAUGAUAUUGGACGAGCCGAUUGAGUGGAUACGGCAUCACAAUGAAAAUUCACUUUUAGCCGCAGCAUUAGAAGAUUUUACUGUAGUAUUAAUAGAUCUUGACACAAGAGUAAUUAUUCGACGUUUCGAAGGACACGAAGGACGAUUAACAGAUGCUUGCUUUAAUCCUGACUCUAGAUGGUUAAUAACAGCAUCAAUGGAUUGUACAAUCCGCACAUGGGAUAUUCCAUCUUCAAAUUUAAUAGACGUCUUUCAAGUUCCAGAAGCAUGUACAUCAUUAGACUUUUCUCCAACUGGAGAAUUCCUUGCCACUAUACACGUAUGCAAUCUUGGCAUAUAUUUAUGGUCAAACCGAACUCUUUAUACCCAUAUAUCAUUAAAAGCAAUACAUAAGGACGAUCCGAUUCCAACGAUCGGCCUCCCUGGUACGGUCAUUGAACUGAAUGAUGUUGAGGAGAAUGAACUUAUUGAAUCAGAGCCAGAAUAUGUUUCUCCAGAACAACUUCAUGACGAUCUAAUUACCAUGUCUGGCUUAGCUCACUCGAGGUGGCAGAAUUUAUUGAAUAUAGAUAUCAUAAGAAAGAAGAAUAAACCGAAAGAAGCACUAAAGGCUCCAGAAAAUGCUCCUUUCUUCUUGCCUACGAUCCCAUCAUUGGAAUUGAAAUUUGAUUUCUCGAAUGUACAAAACACAGAAUCGAAUCAGAAAUUUAUUACACAUCCCGAAUUACAAAAUCUUACUUUAUUUAGCAGAUCUUUGUUAGCCGUUGAGUAUAACGAAUUUAAAGAGAUAAUUGAUAAAUUAAAAUCUAUGAGCCCGAGUUCUAUAGAUUUUGAAAUUCAAUCCCUUUCAGCUGACGAAAAAGCAUCGGAUGCUUUAUUGCUCCGUUUUAUGAAAUUGAUGUAUUAUAUGAUGGAGAAGAAGGUAGACUUUGAAUUGUCGCAAGCUUACUUAGCUGUAUUCUUAAAGUGGCACGGUAACGUAAUAACAGAAAACGAAUCGUUAAGAAAUUAUUUAAGUGUAUUGCAGGAAUCACAAUCGAAAAAUUGGUUUUUGCUACGAGAUAAAUUGUUUUAUAACCUUAGCGUUGUACAAGCUUUGAAAAAGAUGUAAUAUAUUUGAUAAUAGUAAAAAU
Molecule: messenger RNA, 2781 nt
Organism: Osmia bicornis bicornis
Lineage: Eukaryota; Metazoa; Arthropoda; Insecta; Hymenoptera; Megachilidae
Product: WD repeat-containing protein 36
Exons: 3
Coding region: 93-2759 (888 amino acids)
Biological process (GO): rRNA processing
Cellular component (GO): small-subunit processome; Pwp2p-containing subcomplex of 90S preribosome
Molecular function (GO): protein binding
Source: RefSeq, a predicted model, not a curated record